CCAUAUCGCUACCCUUCACAAUGUCUUCCCAAGACACUGUAGAGGCACUACCAUGGUACCAAUGGAUGUUCAUGGUGGUACUGGUACUUGGCGUUGCCAUGGCAGUGGCGCUCAUAGUACGGACGGUAUUAUUAGCCACGGGAUAUGGUAGUGGAUACGGCGGUGACGGUAAUUCAGAUCCAUUAUGUAGUACCUUGUCCUUCAUGGUACUCCUAUGCUAUAUAGGACUCCACCUACUAGGGUACUACUGCCAGUAUGUGAAGACGCCACUAUGUAGACCCAUGAAGGCGCUGAUAGCCUUUGGGAUGAUACUUGUGGUCACUGCAUGUUACGUUACCUUCACGUUGACCACGAAUUAUACCCAGAAUGCUGACAAGACGGCCUAUAUCGUAGUGGCCAUAUCGUGCCUACAGGUAGUGGCUUUCGUAGGAUUUGUGGUGACUUUGAUAUUCAAUGGAUGCUUCAGCAAGGAUAUGAGUAUUAAGCAAUGUGUAUUCUACGUCCUGGGAUCAAUAGCCACUCUGUGCUACAUUGGAUAUAUCGCCAGUCUGCAGUGGUAUUAUUACUAUUACGCAGGGGCGUGGCACUCGGAUACAGCCAACAUCAGGAACAAUACUACUGCCUGUUUCAAAAUACUAUCGUCGCUGAACAACGUAUUGCUAGGUUGCAGUGUGCUGAGUGCCUACCAGGUGAACAUGUGCUGCACCCCGUGGUCCAGGUGGGAUGUCCUCCUCUUAGUACUCCUGGGUAGUGCCCUAGGGGUAUUACUAAUAGUGAUAAUCAGUGGUACUAAUGGGCAGAUUGGCAUAUAUGGGUACUACAACGGCAACACUGAUUUCUAUUGCCUAGUAGUGCUCCACCUGGUACUACUAGUGGCCACUCUAUUAGUAUGCCACUAUCGCAUGCCAUUUCCAGGCAAGUACGAGCUGUGGCGUUGGGAUCUGUCACUGUGGGACACUAUGCUAGUACUGCUGGUACUAGACUCAUUAGUGGUACUGGUAGUAGCGGUAGUACAGAAGGACCAGACUGAGAAUUGCUCUGCCCUCUUAACCUUACAUGCCAUUGUAUGUGGCGCUGCACUUGGUAUAGUACACUUCAAGGAACCCUUGUCACAGUAUUGGCCCAGGGACCGAGUUUCUUGCGGAGUGCUCAGUUUGGUGUCGCUAGUCACGUGGAUAGGAGUGGCAAGUUAUCAUGACAAAUUAUUAUCUGCAAGUAGUACCGAUUUAGACGCAAAAGUUUAUUGCCUAGUGGCAUACGCCAUCAUCACAUUUGGUGGUGCUCUAUACUAUGGCUUCCGUAGUGGCCUUGUCCAGGGCAGAUGCUUCACUAAGAAGAGCGGUAGUAGCUCAACACAGCUACAGGGUAGUGAUGAGGCAGUAUCGGGAACAGAAAGUAUUGCCAAUAGUACAGAAGACAUAGUAACCGAAGUACCGUUACCAGAGGACAACACUGCUCUAAUGUAGUUUAGUUAAU
Molecule: messenger RNA, 1476 nt
Organism: Babesia bovis T2Bo
Lineage: Eukaryota; Apicomplexa; Aconoidasida; Piroplasmida; Babesiidae
Product: putative integral membrane protein
Exons: 1
Coding region: 21-1466 (481 amino acids)
Source: RefSeq, a predicted model, not a curated record